AUGUGGGUGGAGGCUCGUGAAGGAAAAAUGGGCAAGUGUUCGCUUGGAACUGACAGGCUUGUGUGUUGUGCUUAUCUUCUAACCUGUGAUAUUUUUUUUUCUUUCGCAGGACCCGUCGGGGCACAGCCCCUACUCAUGGUGCCCAGACGUCCUGGCUAUGGCACCAUGGGCAAACCCAUUAAACUGCUGGCCAACUGCUUCCAAGUUGAAAUCCCAAAGAUUGAUGUCUACCUCUAUGAGGUGGAUAUCAAACCAGAUAAGUGUCCUCGGAGGGUGAACAGGGAGGUGGUGGACUCAAUGGUGCAGCAUUUUAAAGUGACAAUAUUUGGGGACCGCAGACCGGUUUAUGAUGGGAAAAGAAGCCUCUAUACAGCCAAUCCGCUUCCCGUGGCCACUACUGGGGUGGAUUUGGAUGUGACAUUACCAGGAGAAGGUGGAAAAGAUCGUCCCUUCAAAGUGUCAAUAAAGUUUGUUUCUCGGGUGAGCUGGCACUUGCUGCAUGAAGUUUUGACAGGAAGAACCUUGCCUGAGCCUCUGGAACUAGACAAACCUAUCAGCACUAAUCCUGUUCAUGCUGUCGAUGUGGUGCUACGACACCUACCCUCCAUGAAGUAUACCCCUGUGGGCCGCUCCUUUUUCUCAGCUCCGGAAGGCUAUGAUCACCCCUUGGGUGGGGGUAGGGAGGUCUGGUUUGGAUUCCAUCAGUCCGUUCGGCCUGCCAUGUGGAAGAUGAUGCUCAAUAUUGAUGUUUCUGCCACUGCCUUCUACAAAGCACAACCUGUCAUUCAGUUUAUGUGUGAAGUUCUUGACAUUCAUAAUAUUGAUGAACAACCAAGACCUCUGACUGAUUCUCAUCGGGUAAAAUUCACCAAAGAGAUAAAGGGUCUAAAGGUAGAAGUGACUCACUGUGGAACGAUGAGAAGGAAAUACCGCGUUUGUAACGUAACCAGAAGGCCUGCAAGUCAUCAAACCUUUCCUUUACAGUUAGAAAAUGGCCAGACUGUGGAGAGGACAGUAGCACAGUAUUUCAGAGAGAAAUACAACCUCCAGCUGAAAUACCCUCACCUUCCUUGCCUACAAGUGGGACAAGAACAGAAACACACCUACCUGCCUUUAGAAGUCUGUAACAUCGUGGCUGGCCAGCGGUGUAUCAAGAAGCUGACGGACAAUCAGACAUCGACCAUGAUAAAGGCCACAGCGAGAUCUGCUCCAGAUAGGCAAGAGGAAAUAAGCAGAUUGGUGAGAAGUGCAAAUUAUGAUGCAGAUCCAUUUGUUCAAGAGUUCCAGUUCAAAGUCCGGGAUGAGAUGGCCCAUGUGACGGGGCGCGUGCUCCCAGCCCCGAUGCUGCAGUACGGAGGACGGAACCGGACGGUGGCAACCCCAAGCCAUGGGGUAUGGGACAUGCGAGGGAAGCAGUUUCACACUGGUGUUGAGAUCAAAAUGUGGGCUAUAGCUUGCUUUGCAACACAGAGACAAUGCAGAGAAGAAAUACUGAAGGGUUUCACGGACCAGCUGCGCAAGAUCUCCAAAGACGCGGGGAUGCCGAUCCAGGGGCAGCCCUGUUUCUGUAAAUACGCCCAGGGUGCAGACAGCGUGGAGCCCAUGUUUCGACACCUCAAGAACACCUAUUCGGGGCUUCAGCUCAUCAUCGUCAUCCUGCCAGGGAAGACACCGGUGUACGCGGAGGUGAAGCGUGUGGGAGAUACACUGCUGGGCAUGGCCACGCAGUGUGUUCAAGUCAAGAACGUCAUUAAAACAUCUCCACAGACCCUAUCAAAUCUGUGCCUGAAGAUUAAUGUUAAACUAGGAGGAAUCAACAAUAUCCUUGUACCUCACCAACGACCUUCUGUGUUCCAGCAGCCAGUGAUCUUUUUGGGAGCUGAUGUCACUCACCCUCCUGCUGGAGAUGGAAAGAAGCCUUCCAUAGCUGCUGUUGUAGGUAGUAUGGAUGCUCAUCCAAGCCGGUACUGUGCCACGGUGAGAGUUCAGCGACCCCGGCAGGAAAUCAUCCAAGAUCUGGCCUCCAUGGUGAGGGAGCUGCUCAUCCAGUUCUACAAGUCCACACGGUUCAAGCCCACACGUAUCAUCUUCUAUAGGGACGGGGUCUCUGAAGGACAGUUUCGACAGGUUUUGUAUUAUGAACUGCUAGCCAUUAGAGAAGCCUGCAUCAGUUUGGAGAAGGAUUACCAGCCUGGAAUAACCUAUAUCGUGGUGCAGAAGCGACAUCAUACACGAUUGUUCUGUGCUGACAGAACAGAAAGGGUUGGACGAAGUGGCAAUAUUCCAGCUGGAACAACUGUAGAUACAGACAUUACACAUCCAUAUGAGUUUGAUUUUUACCUCUGUAGCCACGCUGGAAUACAGGGUACCAGCCGUCCCUCACACUAUCAUGUUUUGUGGGAUGAUAACUGUUUUACUGCAGAUGAACUUCAGCUGCUGACUUACCAGCUCUGCCACACAUACGUGCGCUGUACACGAUCGGUUUCUAUACCUGCACCAGCCUAUUAUGCUCAUCUGGUAGCAUUCAGAGCACGAUACCAUCUUGUGGACAAAGAACAUGACAGUGCUGAAGGAAGCCACGUGUCGGGACAGAGCAACGGCAGAGAUCCGCAGGCCCUCGCGAAGGCUGUACAAAUUCACCAAGACACCUUACGCACGAUGUACUUCGCUUAAGUCAAUAAGGUGGAAGCAUACUCGCUGAAAGGAAGAACUGCGAAAUGAAUCCACAUACAAUGUAUGUUUCCAGUGGGGUUGGUUUAGGGGGUGAGCCUCCGAUCGUGCUGAAGUUGACACUGUGCAGGGGCGAGAGGCUAACCCUUAAAUUGACACCAGGAAGAUUGUUUACUUCAUCGAGGAACACAGCACUAUUAUGCAAUAUGAAACCAGCCAACUGCUUUUGUGGCACGGAAGCACCGCCAUCAUUAUUUUUUUUU
Messenger RNA from Athene cunicularia (burrowing owl), 2933 nucleotides. It is a transcript of the gene AGO3, whose product is annotated as argonaute 3, RISC catalytic component. Gene Ontology annotation, molecular function: protein binding; RNA binding. The coding region runs from base 1 to 2673 and encodes 890 amino acids. NCBI's taxonomy places the organism in Eukaryota, Metazoa, Chordata, Aves, Strigiformes, Strigidae. Gene Ontology annotation, biological process: regulation of stem cell proliferation; regulatory ncRNA-mediated gene silencing. The record is from RefSeq and is a predicted model, not a curated record. The transcript is spliced from 19 exons.